This is a messenger RNA of Labrus bergylta (ballan wrasse), 3778 nucleotides long. It is a transcript of the gene hmgcra, whose product is annotated as 3-hydroxy-3-methylglutaryl-CoA reductase a. The record is from RefSeq and is a predicted model, not a curated record. Gene Ontology annotation, molecular function: NADP binding; protein binding; hydroxymethylglutaryl-CoA reductase (NADPH) activity. Gene Ontology annotation, cellular component: endoplasmic reticulum membrane; peroxisomal membrane. NCBI's taxonomy places the organism in Eukaryota, Metazoa, Chordata, Actinopteri, Labriformes, Labridae. Gene Ontology annotation, biological process: coenzyme A metabolic process; isoprenoid biosynthetic process; sterol biosynthetic process.
GCUGAGCCGCUGAGGGUGAGCCCGGUCGUUUGAGCUCCACACCGGGAGGCUGCAACCUGCUCACCGUCACAACUCACCCUCUCCAACCAUUCUCCGUAACCACUCAAGCUCUGCUGCACCAUGCUGACUCGCCUGUUCCGCAUGCACGGCCUCCUGGUGGCCUCCCACCCCUGGGAGGUGAUCGUCAGCACGGUAACGCUCACCAUCUGCAUGAUGUCCAUGAACAUGUUCACCGGAAACGACCAGAUCUGCGGCUGGAACUUUGAUUGCCCCAAAACUGAGGAGCAAAUCCUGAGCAGUGACAUCAUCAUCCUGACCAUCACACGCUGCAUCGCCAUCGUCUACAUUUACUUCCAAUUCCAAAACUUAAGACAGCUUGGAUCCAAAUAUAUUCUAGGCAUUGCUGGACUCUUCACCAUCUUCUCCAGCUUCGUUUUCAGCACCGUGGUCAUUCACUUCCUUGAUAAAGAGCUCACAGGCCUGAACGAGGCUUUGCCUUUCUUCCUGCUCCUCAUCGACCUCUCCAAAGCCUGCGCACUCGCCAAGUUCGCCCUGAGCUCCAGCUCUCAGGAUGAGGUGAGGGAUAACAUUGCUCGGGGCAUGGCGGUGCUGGGACCCACCUUCACUCUGGACGCUCUGGUGGAGUGUUUGGUGAUCGGAGUGGGAACAAUGUCAGGUGUGCGUCAGCUGGAAAUCAUGUGCUGCUUCGGCUGCAUGUCUGUGCUGGCAAACUACUUUGUGUUCAUGACGUUCUUCCCCGCGUGUGUCUCCCUGGUGCUGGAGCUGUCCCGUGAGAGUCAGGAGGGUCAUCCUAUCUGGCAGCUGAGUCACUUCUCCAGAGUGAUGGAGGAGGAGGAGGACAACAAACCCAACCCGGUGUCGCAGAGAGUCAAGAUGAUCAUGUCUCUUGGUCUGGUGAUGGUUCACGCUCACAGCCGUUGGAUCGCUGAGCCGCUCUCCAUCAACACCACCAUGGACAUCCAACAGGUGGGCAUGCAGCUGGACCACCUUUCCCCCAGGAGGAUCGAGCCUGCUACACCGCUGUGGCACUUUUACCUGACCAGGAUGUUGACCAUGGACGUGGAGCAGAUGAUCUGUCUGCUGUUGGCUUUGAUGCUGGCCAUCAAGUACAUCUUCUUUGAGCAGGUGGAGAUGGAGUCCACUCUGUCCCUGAAGAACCCCAUCAUGUCCGCCCCCGCCCUCACCCAACGACGGCCUGUUGACACCUGCUGCAGGAAGGAAACACCUGCUCCAAAACCAGCGGCACUCGUCCAGCGUAAACCCGCCCCAACACCUGCAAAUAAGACCGAGAGAGAUGAAGUGAUCAGGCCCCUGUCGGCUCCUCCCGCUUAUCCUCAGGUGAAGAGCGUCUUCGUCGUGGGGGAGGAACAGGAGCUGAAGUCUGAGAGCGAUCAGCCGAGCAUCAACACAAAGCCCCGAGACCUCGACCAAUGUGUGUCCAUCCUAAACAACCCUGAGCUGGGUCCUCGUUUCCUUAGUGACGCUGAGGUGAUGCUGCUGGUGAACUCCAAACACAUCCCCGCCUACAAACUGGAGGCCAUGAUGGAGCGACCGGAGAGGGGCGUGGCCAUACGUAGACAGAUGAUAUCCGCCAAACUCCCCUCCCCCUCUGCUCUGUCCUCACUGCCCUUCACGGACUACGACUACUCCAAGGUUAUUGGCACCUGCUGUGAGAAUGUGAUUGGCUACAUGCCCGUACCUGUGGGUGUGGCCGGUCCGCUGCAUCUGGAUGGGAAGCAGUUCCAGGUUCCCAUGGCAACCACCGAGGGAUGCUUGGUCGCUAGCACAAACCGCGGCUGUCGAGCCAUUGCUCUUGGGGGCGGAGCCAGUAGUCGGAUCCUGGCGGACAGCAUGACUCGAGGCCCUGUUGUGCGGCUGCCAUCCGCUUGUCAGGCUGCGGAGGUCAAAGCCUGGCUGGAGAGCUCAGACGGGUUCCAGGACGUCAAGGCUGCCUUCGACAACACCAGCAGGUUUGCCCGGCUCCAGAAGCUGCUGGUCGGUCUGGCAGGAAGACAACUCUACAUCCGCUUCCACUCCAAGACUGGCGAUGCAAUGGGCAUGAAUAUGAUCUCCAAGGGCACAGAGCAGGCUCUCAGCAGGCUGCAGCAGCACUUCCCUGAACUUCAGGUCAUAGCCGUCAGCGGAAACUUCUGCACUGACAAGAAACCAGCCGCCAUCAACUGGAUCGAAGGACGAGGGAAGUCUGCCGUCUGUGAGGCCACCAUCCCAGCUAAAGUGGUCAGAGAGGUGCUGAAGACGUCGACGGCCGCUCUGGUGGAGGUGAACAUCAGUAAGAACCUGGUGGGUUCAGCCAUGGCAGGAAGCAUCGGAGGAAACAACGCUCACGCUGCUAAUUUGGUGGCUGCUAUUUACAUCGCCUGUGGACAGGACCCAGCUCAGUCUGUAGGGAGCAGUAACUGCAUCACCCUGAUGGAGGCAUCUGGACCCACGGGGGAGGACCUCUACAUCAGCUGCACCAUGCCCUCCAUCGAGCUGGGAACUGUGGGAGGGGGUACCAACCUGCCCCCGCAACAAGCCUGUCUGCAGAUGCUGGGUGUGCAGGGAGCCAGUCAAGACUGUCCGGGUGAUAACGCCCGGCAGCUGGCCCGGGUCGUCUGUGGCACGGUUCUGGCCGGAGAGCUCUCACUGAUGGCUGCUCUGGCUGCUGGACACCUGGUCAAGAGUCACAUGACACACAACAGAUCCAAGGUGAACCUGCAGGAGACUCCGGGUAGCUGCACCACGAAAGCAUCCUGAGAGCCUGAGAGCAGCUCAGCAUCACAGGAGGACAUAUCAAUCAUGAUGAAGACAGAACUCUGACAUCUUCCAAGUGCUUUCAAAGAGUGUGUCUCCGGACCGAUCUGUGUGCUGGAAAUCAGCAGGAUCCACACGAGCCAAUCAGACUCUUGUGUGGGACUUAUCUCGUUUCUUUUUCUUCUUCUUCUUCUUCUUUUUUUUUUUUUUUUUUUUUACAGAGCAGCUAAAUUAUUUCCACAUUUAAGAUGCUUUCUGCACAGUUUGGGAUCAUAAAACAUUUCUGCUGUCCUGUUGCCAAAUGAAGCUCUUUGAAAACGUUUGAUGACUAAAGUGAGGAUGUCUGAAUGUGUGUCUCUGUAAACAACAGGGACAUUAAUGCUUCCUAAAACAGAGUUUUUGUUUGUUGGCUAAGCUUUCAGAAAGCAGCCUCACAGCUCUGGUCCUGGUCCAACCACAAGAAGAAAGAAACGACUCACUUUAAGAAUGAGUAAAUCAAUAUGAAUAAUGAUGAUUUGGAUCCAUGAGGCACUUUAAAACUCAGGCUGCAGCCUCUGUGAAAGGCUGAGUCACGUCUGUACAGAAACAGCAGGCAGGUUGAAAAGAAGGGAGAAUAAAAACAGGAUAUUCAGGUGUCUGCAUUGCUGAUAGGGCUCUGCAACAAAUCGUGAACCAUUCAUUUUGUGAUUAAACUCUGAAAUGAUGAUCAAGAGAAAUUGAAUCGCUCAGCCAACCUCUGCACUGUGUUUCCACACCAAAGGAAAUACCUUUUUUAGCCCGUUUACUGCAGAAACAUGAAUGUUAUAUUUUCACUGUGUGCUGAUGCAGACGUUCUAAUUUAACCUGCAUGAGCCUGCACUGCUGAUGCUUCAAAUAUAAUGUCAUGUUUUUACAGAUGUGGUGUGGGCAAAAUGUAUUCAGUCACAAUAAGUCUGUUUUUUGUCAGCAGAUGGAAAAUAUUUUGGAUAUAUUUUGUAAUAAACACAAAAGAACUUUACAAUGA